This is a messenger RNA of Pieris napi, 4927 nucleotides long. Its product is annotated as myogenesis-regulating glycosidase. The transcript is spliced from 10 exons. Gene Ontology annotation, biological process: carbohydrate metabolic process. The record is from RefSeq and is a predicted model, not a curated record. NCBI's taxonomy places the organism in Eukaryota, Metazoa, Arthropoda, Insecta, Lepidoptera, Pieridae. Bases 121 to 2985 code for a protein of 954 amino acids. Gene Ontology annotation, molecular function: hydrolase activity, hydrolyzing O-glycosyl compounds.
CUCAGUAUUGUUCACGCGGUCGAAUCUCGCGCAGCUUAUUUUUUACGUUUAAGUGGUAGUGUUUAGUGAAGUGUUCGUGUUUAUACUUAGUAUUAGUGUCCUACUAUGAAAUAAUACACGAUGACCGACCGAGAAAAUGACAUAGAACCUUAUGAAGCUGUAGCAAAAGGACUAAACUCGCCUGAAAUACGAUCCAAUAGUAACAUACCAUUUGCCGACGAAGCUGUUGAAUUAGAAAAUGUCAACGAUCCAAUACGACCUAAACGCUUCAAAGACGUGGAGAAAGGGGAACCAGAAAAUCCGAAAAUUCACGCAUCCGACUUAGGAAGUGUUCACACACCAAACAGUGAUACAAUAGUAGUUGACACUCCUGAAGGGACUCUGUACAUAACUCUCGAUCCUGAUUCUUCCAAGUCAUCUAAGCCUACAAGUCCCAGUACACAGUCAACUGAUCUGUCGACGCCUAGUACGUCUAAAGCGUUUGGAGCUGAAGAGUCAGAUGCUUUGAUAACAUCUGAGUCAGAGGUAGAACAGAGAAAGACGAAUUUGAGACGGAAUUCAAUAUCGAUGCCGAAUAUAGAGCUACUGCGCCAAGAUUAUUUGAACAAUACACAAGGAAAUAUCCCCGAGCACCAUCAGAGUACAGCCUCCGGCUUCAGCGAUGGCGACAACACGCAGGAUGAAAAUAACGCUCACUCGGACGAAGAACGAGCCAAAACCCCUCUCAGGUCCCCGCGUCGUAAGCUACCACGACGGUCGCGGUCUGAAUUUAGUAUGGAUGACGAGGACUACUCUCCAAGCAACUCUGUUACCUCAGUGAAUUCACUCGCCAGCUUACUAAAGGAGAAACUACAGAGUAUUCCCCAAAAGAUGCGAAAGAAGCCCACCGACUACAAGUUGCGCGCCUUCGUUCUCCUAAUGUUUCUAGCAGUCGCAUUUUUCAUCGGUUUCGCUUAUACGCUGUAUCGACAGAAGGCGCUAACCAAGGCAUACUUUGAGAGCGUACAGUUCAACGAGGGGAAACGUUUAAUCAGAAUAUUCAAUAGAGAUGACAUCGAGAUCUUGAGAGCAAGCUUAGCUAUAGGAGUGCAGAACAAGAAGAAGUCAUUCCCCUGUCUGCCAGAGCACCGACGACCGGACGGAUCUAUUUGUUUAGAGUGGCAAGAAGACCUCCGCUUCUAUCUUAAGUGUCUUCCACACGAUCCCGGAGUCGAUAACACCACAUGCUAUUCCGUACAUUGGAAGGCGCUUCGCAAUGAUCUCGCGCCAAUGGACUGCUUUGAUUGGGGUGAAACCAAAGUUCAUUGGUACGGCGGAGGACAAUCCGCUAACCUCACAUGGCCGUUGGACUCUGGGUCCAUCGACUUCACACCUUUUAUCACUGGGGACAUGCAGAAAAAUCAGUUUGGCAACGUCCUGACUCGUUACCUUAUUAACUCAAAAGGAGCGGCUAUCAUUAUCGAUGAAGAAACACCGCUUUACCUCGCAGUUAACAAUAGAAAAAAACAAAUUUGCGUCAAGGCUCAGUUCGAUGACUUCGCUUUUGCUAAUCAACUUACAGAGUUUCCAGAACUUAAAUAUAACAUAUGUACAUCGCUGGACAUGAAAUCAUUACAUUCGUCCAUCCACAGCCAUAGCAGAGCGCCUUUAUGGGACGGCUUGAAACCAGCUGAUAUGCAGACAUUGGAAUCCCUUAUUUCUGAACCCGUCUGGCAAAUUGCACCUCGGUUCAAACAUGAACUACAAGCUGAAACGAUCUCAAAAUAUACGGAAGAUGUAAUAGAUCUUGGUUUUCUGAAACAAGGCCACGUGCUAAUCAACGAGUUUUGGCAAAAUGAAAUUGGCGACUUUACCGUUGACACGAGCCGAUUUAACACUUUGAAUACAACAGUGGAUAAAUUACAUCGACGGGGCUUUAAGGUCGCAUUUACAAUACAACCAUUUAUUAGUACUGAAAGUGGAAACUUUGCUGAAACUGUGCAGAAAAGGCUGCUUAUAACGGAGAGAAAUGGCGAUAGAAAAAUACCUGCCUUGACUCGUUUUAAGUCGGUAGACAGCGCUGGGGUCUUAGAUGCAACAGACCAGAGAGCCCAUGCAUGGAUAUAUGACAAACUUCAGAUUGUUAUGGAUGAAUAUCAUAUAGAUUCCUUCUUUUUCGACUUGGGGACUGCAUAUGAUAUGCCUCAUUACUACAGGUGUGAGAAAAGGUUAAUUAAUCCGGACCAAUAUAAAACAGCGUUUGUAAAAGCGUUUGAAAAGAGUCUUAACAUAAUUGGCGUGUCAUCUGCGGUUAGUCUGCCAAGACCUCCCAUAUUUGUCUCUUUGCCACCGUUUGAAUCUAGUUGGGAGGCUCUAAGGUCUGUUAUACCGACGAUGUUAACCUAUGGCGUGAACGGGUAUCCCUUUAUCAUGCCAGGAGCAGUGGGAGGAGACAUCUACUGGCCGGGAAGCGAGCAAUUUCUACCUUCAGCUAAGGGGUCUUUGGACUCAAAUGCAACAAAUGCUACCCAAGAAAACGGUAUCGAUUUGCCAGAAAAGGAAUUAUAUAUAAGAUGGCUGCAGAUGGCGACAUUCCUGCCUGUGAUGAAGUUCACUCAUCUGCCCAGUAAAUACAACGAUGAGCGAGUGUUAGAGAUGGCCAAGAAUUUGACUAUUUUAAGACAGAAACUUAUAACACCCCUAUUACUAAAGUACAAGCGAGAGGCUCUAGAAGAAGGACUCCCUCUAGUUCGGCCUCUAUGGCUUGGGGCGGGCGGAGAGGCAUCUCUACUGGUCAGGGACGAGUUUACUAUUGGAGAUGAGAUUGUCGUAGCUCCCGUGCUAUACCCUAAUCAAACUACUAGAGAAGUGUACCUCCCAGCGGGGCUAUGGCAAGAUGGCAUCGACGGUUCCUUGCGAAAGGGAAACAGAUGGAUGCACGAGUAUAGGGUACCCAUACAUAGAGUGGCUUACUUUAUAAGGAAACCUGACGAUAUGAGAUUUUAAGAGAGCACAUAGAAAAGGGCAGACUGUGCUGUGAAAGAGUGACCUUACCAAUGUUAAGAACUUUCAAAGACAAAGAACUGUCUGAGCGACCUUUUAAUACAGUUUUUUUAAGUAUAUCGAAAGCGAUCUCUUGGUAUAGUUUAGUUGAUUUGAGUAACAAAUUUCUUGCCAGUAACGACUGUAGUUUUGAACCUUAUUAAACCAUGAAAAUAGAAUGAUAUCCUUUACUGAUGUAUUGGGUCAUCCUAAUAGCUAGUAUUGCAUGAUCGUUUGCGAUCAAAUACUAGUUUAAAUGCAUAUUCAGAAACUCAGUUUUUAAUAAGAACAGCUGAUGAAUCCGAAUAAGUUCAUAAAUAACACAUUUUGAAGCAACUAGCGACAUUUAUUUGUCGAACUUUUGUUCGAAUUCAAAAAUCAUUUAAUCAUAUAGGUAACACAUUGUACACUUAUGAUCGUCAAAAAAAAUGUUUACGAAAUGCUUCUAACUUUACAUUUGUUAUUGAGGUAAAUUUCUUACAAUGAUAAUCGAUAAAACGGUUAACCUAUAUUGUAAACAGUUUUUCUAGUACCAAUGAACAAGUUAGAUUUAGAAGAGUGUAAGAUUCUAUAAAAAUGUUGUUUUUAAAAAAUUGAAUCACUAUUUAUAAAGAUUAGUAAAAAUCGUGUUCAUUUAAUACGUAAUAACCUUUAUAUUUUAAGUAUAUUAAGGUAUCUAUUAUGCACAAUACAGUACAUAAGCAGGUAAAUAGGUUUGUUCAGUACUAUUUUAUAUAGCAUUUAAAGCUUAAUAUAAUGGCGUUGUUUUAGUUUUAACUUAAGCUAAAUAAGAUUUUGACAUAAUUUUUUGUGCAUUCUUAUAUUCGUAAUAUCAUUUUUAACUGAACUAUCCCUUUCUGCCUAAUUAUGUUUAUACUUUGAUGGAAAGAGAUGGAAUAUGUAUUUAUUUUCUUGUUACCUGUCGUUAAAAAGUACAAUGCUUGUAUAUUUGAAUUGUGUUUCUUCGCUUUUAUUUGUCUACCCUAAGUAUUAUUGUGUGCUAACAACAGAAACGUUGUUAUGUCAAAUAAUUUAAAUCUAGUCUACAGCGUUAUUGGAAUGUCAUUUAGAAAUGAAACGGCUGUGCUUAUAAUAGUUAUGAACACCUAAAAUAUUAAGUACAUAACAACUAUUAAAUUGAUUUCAAAUAUAUACUUAUACAUAAUAUAUAUGUAUGUAUAAUAUAAUUCUGUGGCAAUAGGUCAGAAUAUGAUAUAUGCAAUUUCAUUACUUUACAGGACAAGCAAUUAAAUUAUUAAAAAAUCUUGAAGGCUCUAUUAAAAUAUGAAACACUCGAUAUAUGAAUGAUUGUACUUGUCUGAUCUAUGAACACAGAAUUAUAUACAGUUAUAAGUUCUAGUUAUUGAGGUAGAUAAUAUUUUUAACCAAAAUAAGUUUUAUUUAAACCAUAACAAGUUAUUACAAAGUCUCAACAUACCCUUUUUUAAUGCAAAUUAAAUUUUUAAUCAAUAACAUACUCAAAUACCUCCUCUGUAAUCCUUCAACUUGAUGUUGAAUAUGUCCAUCUCGUUGACUCUUGUCAAAUCAAUUUUGGAGUUAUAUCAAUAAAAUUGUGUAAAUUUUUAUUUUCACUGUAUUUAUUAGUAUUAAAAAUUUAUAGUAAGUAUUAAAAACAAUCUAAGAUUGAGUGUAAUUAAUCCUUAAAACAUAAUAACUCCAUAAAGUUAAAUAAAAAAUAGUUUGACGUUAUUAAGACGAAAAUUAUAGGUAAAAUAAUAUAUGGAAUAAAAUUAUUCAAAAUGUUUAUUGAUAUAUUUUAUUGUAGUUGUUGUGUGGUUGUAUUUUUUAUUAAGAUGAGCUUGAUGAUAAUUUUUGUCUAGUAUUUAUAUUUAAUUAUACCCCGUGCCAAUUUUUUUGUAUUUUAAAUAUAUGACUUGCUUUGUUA